This is a messenger RNA of Aspergillus vadensis CBS 113365, 1761 nucleotides long. RefSeq names its product co-chaperone SGT1. The coding region runs from base 166 to 1476 and encodes 436 amino acids. Gene Ontology annotation, molecular function: protein-folding chaperone binding. Gene Ontology annotation, biological process: protein stabilization. Lineage: Eukaryota; Fungi; Ascomycota; Eurotiomycetes; Eurotiales; Aspergillaceae. The record is from RefSeq and is a predicted model, not a curated record. The transcript has 3 exons.
UUCCAUUCACCUCUGCCACUUCACAUUCACUAAUUUCUUCUUUCUGUUGGGAUAUUCCCUUACAAACAACAAACCUCACUUUCCACAUCCCAUAUCCAGCUCCUACAUAACCACACACCCACCCACCAAACACCAACACCAACACCACAUAAACCUUCAUCCAAAAUGAACGCCGCCUCUCUCGGCGACACCGCGCUCCAAUCCUCGGACCCAUCCACCGCAACCCUGCACUACACCACCGCGCUGCUCUCACACCCCCGAUCGCCCAGCUACUUCAUCAAGCGCUCGACCGCCUUCUCACGUCUAAAGCCGACGCCGAACCUCCCCGCCGCGCUCCGCGAUGCCGAGUCCGCUGUUCUGCUUGCCCGUGAGCGGGGUAAACGCGAGUUGAUUGUCGAGGCGCAGAUGCGCAGAGCUAUCGUGUUGUUUCUCAUGGGGAGGUAUGUUGCUGCGGAGGGCGUGGUGGGGGUUGUGGAGCGGAUGGUGGGGUUGGAUAAGGAGGGGGAUAAGGGGGAUAAGGAGGAGAAGGUGAUGAGGGCGAUGGGGGGUGCAUCUGCUGGUGGUGCUGGGAAGGGUGUUGAGAAGGAGUUGAGGGCGCAGUUGGAGGAGUUGAGGGGGGGUAAGAGUAAGAGUAAGAGUACGGUUGGGGGUGGUAAUGGUGAGAACGAGGGUCAGAAGGAUAGUGUGAAGGCUGAGAAGGAGGAAGAGGAGGAGAAAGCUGAGGUUAAGGAAGCUCAACAGCAACAGCAACAACAGCAGCAGGUCAAGGUCCGUCAUGAAUGGUACCAGUCCGGAGAGGCGGUCGUCGUGACGUUGUACGUGAAAGGCGUGCCUAAGGAUAAAGUGGCUAUUGAGCUGAAAGAGGACUCGACAUCCCUCCAAUUCCCCCUCCCCUCCGGCGCCGAAUACGACUUCACCCUCGACCCGCUCUUCGCCCCCAUCGACCCCUCCACCUCCAAGGUCUCCGUCUUCUCCACCAAGAUCGAAAUCUCCCUGCGCAAGAAAUCCCCAGGCCAGAAAUGGAGCGCCCUGGAAUCGUCCAGCGGAAUUACUCCCCAACCCACAAUUACACCUAUCACCACUGCCACCACACAAAUCAAACCACAAGCCCAGGGCCCAGCAUACCCUACCUCCUCCCGCCACGGUGCCAAAGACUGGGAUAAGCUCGCUUCAAGCCUAACCCAGAAGUCGAAGACCAAGAAGGAUAAUAAGUCCAGCUCGAAGCCAAAGGAUAGUCAAGGAGAAGGAGAAGAAGAUGAUGGAGAAGAUGAAGCAUCCGACGCCGAAUCCAUCAACUCGGACUUCGGAGGUGGCGAUGCCGUCGAUGGGUUCUUCAAGAAACUCUAUGCUAAUGCGGACCCGGAUACUCGUCGUGCGAUGGUGAAGAGUUAUGUGGAGAGUCAGGGGACUUCGUUGAGUACGAAUUGGGAUGAGGUUGGUCAGGGACCGGUUAAGGUUAGGCCGCCUAGUGAGUAGACUUUUCUCUUUUCAUCUUCCUUUCUCUUCUGGGGGGAUGGAGUGGGGGAAGAAAUGUGGGAGAGGAAUGGGGAUGCGAAUUGCAAGCGUGGAGUUUGUUUUCAUGGGUCUACUUACUAUCCAUGUUGUGGGUGCAUGUGGGUGGUGUUUAUGGUUUGGAAGUUUGAUUUCUUAUCUCUUUGUUUUCUUGUCUUGCUAGUUGCUUAGCUUAGCUCUGCUUUGCUUGUGUAAUGGUAAUCUGUUUGAGACUGAGAAUGUGGUGAUAUUUACUUGGUAAACAGAUAC